Molecule: messenger RNA, 1980 nt
Organism: Microstroma glucosiphilum
Lineage: Eukaryota; Fungi; Basidiomycota; Exobasidiomycetes; Microstromatales; Microstromataceae
Product: TIP41-domain-containing protein
Exons: 4
Coding region: 94-1899 (601 amino acids)
Biological process (GO): TOR signaling
Cellular component (GO): cytosol
Source: RefSeq, a predicted model, not a curated record
ACGACUGCCACUUCUUCCUUGGUUCGUCACAUCAACCUAAGAAGCCGCGACGUCAGAGAAGCGUCUCGCCAAUCCCUACGCUCCUCUGUCGCCAUGGUCCCAUCAUCGUCUUCCUCGCCCGGUGGCUCCUCCUCAGCCCACAGCAGCACCACGCCCACCAUGAUCACCUCCCGCAAAAGUGGAGUUCCGCACACCCUCUCCGAAUGGUUCUCCUCGCCUCCAAAUACCGAUCCCUCUCUUCCCUCUCCCGAUCGAAUCUCCCACCGACAGUUGCGCAUCUCGGAUUGGACCAUCACUUCUUCCCGUGGAGCGAUUGGGAACUCGGCUUACAUGGAGGGGCUGGGUGAGAAGUUGGGGAUUCCCCCGCCGGAGAUGGUCUUUCCUAGCAAUAGACUUGUGCUGCGCCACGAAACAACUGGAUGGGAGUACGUCUUUGGAGUCGAGAAGGCUCUAAGGUGUGUUGAUGGCGUGAACGGGGAUUGGAGAGUUCAGGGAGUGGAUCUUAGUCAGGAGUGGAGGGGACAGGCUAGUGGUGGUGCUAGUGGGACGGGCAAGAAGAGUACGACGCAAUUUGGAGAGAAGCCCGAUAGGAAGAAGAAGAGCAAGGGGAUAAAGGUUGCUUAUGCUGACGAGUGGGGGAAGAGCCGCGAGCCGACCUCUCAGUCGACCACCUCUACAGCAGCAGCAGCUUCGCCCACCUCAACACCUCCAACUACAGCAUUCGGGGCAGCGGCCGCAACACAAAUCGCCGAUGCCAGAGACUACGAUUGGACCUACUCUACCACCUGGGCCGGUGAAGCGGGGCGGUCCGCCAGCUCCAGCAGUACCUCUUCCCCUCCUUCCUCUGAGACUCCCACCUUCACGCCUGGAAAGGACCCGACCGUCGAUCGGAUACCUGUUGAGCGCUUGGGUGCUUCUAGUGGCGAGCCGAUACUCUUUUAUGAUGACCUGGUCUUGUUUGAAGAUGAAUUGGGGGACAAUGGGUCGAGUAUGCUGGGAGUCAAAGUCCGAGUAAUGCCUUCUGGCUUCCUCGUUCUGCAACGCUUCCUGCUCCGCGUAGACGAUGUAGUCUUCCGACUCUUCGAUACAAGAAUGUACUGUGCCUUUGACGAGCAAUCCCAGGGAGCCACAUUGUCUUCUUCCUCGGCGACUCCAGCGCUUCCACAGCCCGGAGCAAGGCCAGGGAGCACGGUAGCUCCGCCAGCAAUGGCUCCCUGGGCCUCGGGCGGUACUACUCGACCCCCACCGUCGACUAGUGCUGCGCCAAGUCUGCCCAGCCUGGGAGGUCUAUCUCUCGGACAGCCGAGACGAACUGGAGGCGGAGCUCCCCAGGUCGGUCAUCCUGCAGCUUCUACACCAGCGUCUUCGGGCGCAGGCCAUGCGAGUUCCGCAGCGUCAGUCGAGCAGAGGCUGAUCAGGGAGUGCAGCGGUUGUGAAGCACCUUACAAAGAUGUGAAAGCACGCCUGCCCGCCUACAGACCCAAUGACCUCUCCCUCCUGACCGACAGCAACUGGGUCUCUACGACUCUGCAGAACCUAGCCGCCAAACAAUUUGCCGCCUUUCAAUCUUCCAACACCCCAAGCAAGAGCAGCCAGAGUAACGGAAAGACCACCACCACCACCACCACAUCGGGUCUGCCGGCCUUUUCGGCUUCUUCCUCCUCUGUAGCCAGUCGACCUGCGCAGCCUCCCACCCAGGCACCGCCGAAUGCUCUCUUGAGUCAGACGCUCGCGCCGGCUAGACUGCCCGGUCAUCCCACUGGGAAUGAGGCGAGCGGUGCGCCGCAGAACGUUGCGCCCCCGAGUGGGAUCGUGGGCGAGAUGGAUGGGGUGGCAGCGGAGGAGAUGUGGGAGGGCGUGGGUGGAAGGGUAGACGUUGUCACUUUUGGUGGGGCUUGAGAGCAAGACUGGAAUAGACAUAGAGAGAGUGUGAAGUGUACGAGUCAGGCGUGAGAUGAGAAUGCAUGAGUGAGAUUGACA